Molecule: messenger RNA, 2076 nt
Organism: Babesia ovata
Lineage: Eukaryota; Apicomplexa; Aconoidasida; Piroplasmida; Babesiidae
Product: dynamin central region family protein
Exons: 4
Coding region: 1-2076 (691 amino acids)
Cellular component (GO): microtubule; membrane; cytoplasm
Molecular function (GO): GTP binding; microtubule binding; GTPase activity
Source: RefSeq, a predicted model, not a curated record
AUGGAACAGCUUAUACCGUUAGUGAGCCGGCUCCAUCGCAUUCUUGCGUGGACCGGCGAAAGCGGCUUGGAGCUGCCGGCCAUCGCGGUCAUCGGUGCACAGUCGGUAGGCAAGUCCUCCGUGCUGGAAGCCAUCGUAGGACGCCCAUUCCUGCCGAAAGGAACGGGUAUUGUAACCCAGAGGCCGCUAAUAUUGCAGGUGUGUUGGCUAGGUGAUGCGAAACAUAAUGCGCAGCUGAUGUAUGACGGCGAUGCCGUCGAGCAUGGCGAAUUCGCGCACAAGCGUGGCGUUAUUUUCGAUGACUUCAACAAGAUCAUGGCCGAAAUCAAGUCAGAGACUGAACGGCUGCUCGGGAAUACCAAGAAUGUGUCUCCGGUACCCAUCUUCCUCAAAAUCGUAUCGCCAAGGGUGGUCGAUUUAACGCUUAUAGACCUUCCGGGGAUCACCAAGGUGCCAGUGGGCGACCAAACGCACGACAUCGAGCGUCAAAUACGCGAAAUGAUCAUGGAGCGCAUCAGCAGCCCCUCGUGCAUUAUCCUGGCCCUCACUGCCGCCAACACGGACAUCGCAACUUCAGACAGCCUCCAAAUGGCGCGGGAAGUGGACCCUCACGGACUUCGCACCAUAGGGGUAAUAACCAAAUGCGACAUGGUCGAGGACGGCUUCAACGCAGUGGACGUGCUGCAGGGCCGGGUGUACAAGCUCCGCAGGGGCUACGUUGGCGUGGUAUGCAAGGACAAGACAGGGUCUCCUGACGCAACCCACAGCACUGCAGAGGAGGACGCCUUCUUCACGAACCACCCGAUAUACGGACCUAUCGCAAAAAGGUGCGGGAUAAGGCACCUGUCGCUCAUGUUGAACGAAAUGCUCACCUUCCACAUCAAGCAGAUGUUCCCGUUCAUCAAAAGCAAACUGCUUGCCGUCAUGCACGAACGCGAAAUGGAGCUUUUGUCUUACGGAUUCGGGUCGAGCGAGUUGAGUGCUUCGCCCGGCGGGUGCCUGCUGCACUUCUUCACGGCAUUCUCUCAGACCUUCAGGGACAUUAUCCAUGGCAAAAAGUCAUCGAGGCAACACUCUACUCAGCUGUAUGGAGGGGCGCGAAUAAACUACAUCUUCAACGACAGCUACCUCAAGACACUGAAGGCGUUCAGCCCGUUGUCAGGGCUCUCCGACAUUGAGAUACGCACCGCCAUUCGGAACUCCACAGGUCCGGCAUCCGCCCUGUUUGUUCCGGAAAUCGCGUUCGAAAAUCUCGUAAAGAAGCAGAUACGCCUUUUGGAAGUACCGUCCCUGCAGUGCGUGGACCAAGUGUACGAGGAGCUGCUUAACAUACUGGAGACCUGCGAGAUCCCCGAACUUAACAGGUUCAUGAACAUGCGCAUGAGGAUGCUGGUUGUGAUCAAGGAGCUGCUAAGGCAGUGUGUCGAUCCUACCAAGGACAUGAUUCGCAACCUCAUAAAAAUCGAAUUGGCCUACAUCAACACCAACCACCCAGACUUCCUCAGGGGAAACGCCAUGGAGAAGGCAUGCAAUGCGCAAUCCAACCAGCAGUCGCAUGGAAGGCGUUCGACUAAUGCGUCAACCGCGUCUGGAUAUUCGUCAUAUUCGGAUUCAUACGACCGCAACAGAUCUCAAAAUAGGAGUGAUGGCUACGAUAAUAGGUCAAAAGGGGAUUCCUCGUCGAAGAACGUGGAGGAUGCCAGUGAAGAGGAGCCACGGCCGCUGUGGUUGCCGAACAUUCCUAAGGCCGUCAGCCUCGGAACUGAGCCCAGUGAGCGCGAGGUGAUCGAGGCGGAACUUAUUAAAACGCUCAUUGAAAGCUACUUCUCAAUCGUCAGGAAAAACAUUGCCGACGCCGUACCCAAGUGCAUUAUGCACUUCAUGGUCAACAAAACCACGGAUUCCAUACAGCAAGAGCUCAUAUUGCACCUCUACAAACAGGAGCUCUACGAGGAGCUCACCGCAGAGUCGAAACACAUCAUUCAGCGCAGGGAGCAGUGUCUCGAAAGCCUCAAGUCUUUGCGACAGUGUGUCGCCGAUCUCAACGAACUACUGGACUUCAGGAUCGAGGCGUAG